GACUAUCUGUCAUUUGUCAAUGGACUGAAUGCAUUUGUGCUGUGAUUUGUACACAGGAACGGGAUUCGGGGAUUGUAUUUAGGUUUAUUUUCCAAGAAUUUUUUACAAUAAACAUUGAUUAGAUUUAUUUCAUUAUUAUCUAUACCGUUGAAGAAGAAAAGACAUUUCAUUCUACACUAUGUAAAAUACGUAAAAGUUGCCGAGUUCUCGUGCGAAUUGACUUGUCAACAGAUUCUAAUCAGUUUUCCCAGGCGGUCUAGAUGAAUAUUAUUAACAGGAUAUGGUAACAUGGCUGUGCAAUCUGACUCCGGCGGGAAGGACGAUGUGAAGACGCAGUUUGUUACGCGCGAGGGUACCUAUCGCUUGAUGACACUGUCGGAGUAUUCAAGACCCAAUCGUGUUGGAUACACUAGUGGUUCAGGAUCAUCUCAUGUGCGCGUGUCUCUGGUCUCCUUACCGCCUGGACCAGGUGGAGGGGCCCCAGGAGCCGAUGUACAGGCUUCUGAAGAGCGUAUAUGCUUCAAUCAUGGCAAGGAGCUGUAUGUUUAUGUUUACAGAGGUGUUAAAAAGGCAGCUGAUCUCACGAAGCCGGUCGACAAGAAGAUGUACAAGGGAACGAACCCCACGUGCCACGACUUCAACACGAUCACCGUGACGCCAGAGAGCGUGUCUCUCGUCAUCGGCUUCUCCACGGGACAGAUACAGCUAAUAGAUCCAAUUAAGAAGGAAUUAAGUAAAUUGUAUAAUGAAGAGAGGCUGAUAGACAAGUCGCGCGUGACGUGCAUCAAGUGGGUGCCGGGCUCCAGCAGCCUGUUCCUGUCGGCGCACGCGUCCGGUCAGCUGUACGUGUUCAACGAGGAGCUGCCGUGUGGGCCGGCCGCGCCGCACUACCAGCUGUUCAAGCAGGGCGACGCCUACUCCAUCCACACGUGCCGGACCAAGUCCACCAGGAACCCGCUCUACAGGUGGGUGAUUGGUGAGGGUAGUUGUAUAAACGAGUUCGCGUUCUCCCCGUGCGGCGCCAACCUGGCCGUGGUCUCGCAGGAUGGCUUCCUGCGCGUGUUCCACUACGACACCAUGGAGCUGGUCGGCCGCGCUCGCUCGUACUUCGGCGGCUUCCUGUGCGUGUGCUGGUCGCCCGACGGGAAGUACGUCGUCGUCGGCGGAGAGGACGACCUGGUCACGGUGUGGUCGUUCGACGAGCGACGAGUGGCCGCUAGAGGUCAAGGCCAUCGCUCCUGGGUUUCUGUUGUAGCCUUCGAUCCGUAUGUGGUCAGCUUCUCGGAGCAAAAUGAAGAUUCGGAAAAGAAAGAGAGCGCCCAGUGCUACAGGCUCGGCAGUGUCUCUCAAGACACUCAGCUGUGUCUCUGGGAUCUCACAGAAGACGUGUUACGGCCGCCCAUCAGAGCACGGGCUUCAACGCAUCUCUCUCCCAAUAAUAGCCAGACACCGAAUGGCGUGCCCGGUGCGAAAGCUAAAUGUGCAAAAACUAAUAAAAUCGGACACAAACAUGCGGAACUCAAUGCGAACGCGUCCGGCGAACCGUCCGGCGCGAAACCGGUCAAAAACAAUGUGUCGAUCAUCAAUGUUGGCAAGGCCAAGGAAGAAUCGGGUUCGUUGGGAGCUAACUUUACGCAGCGACUGGCCGCCUUGUCGUUCGGCGAGCGUCGCUCCGACCACAGGAGGAACUUCAGCCUGACGAAGCCGGCGGACAAGGCCAAUGAAAAGUUGAAUACGGUGGCGUUGAGAGGGAAAGUCAGCGACUACGACCCGGUCAAGUUAAUAGGUACUGCCUCAUGUCCGAGGUUCGACGAGUGUCCCGUGUUGGAGCCGCUGGUGUGUAAAAAAAUAGCUCACGAGAGACUCACGGCGCUGCUGUUCCGUGCGGAGUGUCUGAUCACGGCGUGUGCGGACGGCGGAGUGAACACCUGGGCCCGCCCAGCCUCCGGGGACCGGGGCCCCGGGGCCCACAGACUGAGUGACCGACACUCCAUACAACUAGUGGACUAGAUAUAAGUUGUGAGCAAGUCUGAUCUGUUCGUUGUGAAUCUAACGCUAUACAUUCUAUGAGUUUGGAUAGUGAAGUUAGUCUAGGUGAAGUGAGCGUAUUUGACAAACUUUGAGUGACAUUCUCUUCAAUUUUUCUACAAUAGGACAAUUUGAACAAAGGUGUGAUUGAGAGUGUCCUACAUUUUCUUGUUAAUUAUUAGUUCAAAUUUGUCAUGUGUCAGCAUCUAAGCAGUAGAGAAUGUGUCUCAUGUGUAAUAAUUUAUAUUAUUUGAUGUCUGAUCUGAUAAUCAAACACAAGUACACCUUCAAUUACAUAUACCUAUGUAGUAUGUAAUAACAAAUUUUAUAUUUAUACACAUUUCAAUGUAUAUAUUAUUUUCUUUUCAUAUAGUAUAUAUUUAUAUGAAUAAAUAAUAUUUCUUUAAUAAUAUAAAACUUACCUAUUGCAGGAUAUUUAACAUUGUAAAGGUCACCAUUCUGUAGUGUGUGUCAGACCUACAAUAGGUCCUACCGAAACAGAAGUAGAAUCUUUGGUAUCUAUUUCAGUUUCAACUGCAACCAAAUCCGUAAAUUUUUCAAAUAUAAUAUUAAAACUGUCUUACUAUACUGAAAUACUUAUACAGAAAGAUAAAACAUGUUAAAUGAAAUAAAAAACAAUCAUUGAAUGUUAAAAAAUUAAUAUUUAUUUCUCUUGAAAAAAAUGUAGCAUAUCUAACACUUUUCAAACUUGUUAACAGUUCUCACAACAAAAAUUUAAACUGGUGACGAAGAUAAACUUUUUGCUAUAUAUAAACUGCACCAAACCUUUAUUAUCUCUUUUAAUUUAUUAGUUGCUACUAUUUUCCUCAGUUCAUAUUAUAACUUUUUGCCGAGGUUGAUGCUGCAAUUAGGACUGAAAAUACUCUAAGAGGAUCCCUUAUGUAUUUCAUAAUAUCUUAUCUUUUAUUUAAAGAAAAAAUUAAGAAUAUAUCUACAUAAAUUUAUGCAAGCAUUAUGUGUAUAUGUUUAAAAAACAUGUCUUAAUAAUAUUUAACAAGUGAUACACAUGUUCUAUAGCUUAUAUUGUUGGACACACACACUUCAGUAGAGUGCUCCGACCACAUACAGUGUGGAUGGAAAUGUGACCAGUGUUAACACAUCCCUAUUACUGAUGUACUAUUGAGUAUCAAUUCUUAUUUAAAUUACCAACACCUUUAUACAAAA
Messenger RNA from Leptidea sinapis, 3213 nucleotides. RefSeq names its product WD repeat-containing protein 20. NCBI's taxonomy places the organism in Eukaryota, Metazoa, Arthropoda, Insecta, Lepidoptera, Pieridae. Gene Ontology annotation, molecular function: protein binding. The transcript is spliced from 4 exons. The record is from RefSeq and is a predicted model, not a curated record. The coding region runs from base 289 to 2010 and encodes 573 amino acids.